CCCCUUCCCUCACGGCUUGAAAGCCCUGCUCCGCGCCAUUCGGACGACAUCCCCGCCCAAGUCCCCCCUCGUCCCAAUUGACAAGCGUACCCUGGCAGGGGCCCUUGGGAAGGAUAUUUCACGCGCCGAUCACUCUACCGGGUAGUCGUCAGAAGUUGCUUGAAACCCCAUCCACACCCAGUCCCGCCUGGCCGAAGAGGGCAAUAAGGUUCAGACCACUCCUGCUUGACCCCUCGACCCUCGUGUGAGCCCAUGCUUGCGCAUGCCACCCGCGUCAAUCCUGUUGCACCCCUCGAAGACACUUAAGGGCGCUGAUCCGUCCUUCUCGACUCACAGCCGCCACGCUUGAUCAGCAUCGCUACUUCUGGUUGAUCUCACUUCCAAGUCGGACCGGAAGAGAGACCACCACGCCGACCGCACUAUCGGGUAUUCACCAUGACGAUGACCGUGGAUGACCACAGCCGGCGCCGCUUCGGACCACCCCUAGGCUUCCACCAUAUGCCUUCGUUCACUAGCCAGCCGCAGUUCUCAGACCCUUGGCACUCGUCGCCGUCCCCGACGGGACCGGCCCCUCCAGGCGCGGGCCAACACGGGCUGUACACCGGGAACCAGGACAGCGCCGGUCUACCUCACUUAAACCUCGCGGCCCUCCCUAGGCAACCGCCGAGCUCACAGCACCCGCACCCUCCACAACAGCCGCAGCACACGGGGACGACAGGCAGCGGCAGCUCCAUGGCGCACUACGGCUCUCUCCCCGUCUCGGCGGCAUCAGCAGGGAGCGCCCCGAUGGCAGGCGUCUACAGACAGCACGAUCUGCUCUCGUUGCCGCCAGAUCCUUUCAGUCUCAACCGAGUCCCGCAGCCGCCAACGUCGGCGGGCUACGACAACUCAUCAUACACCAGCGCCUCGUCCCCGGUGAACGCUACGUAUGCAACAACUUCGGCGUCCCCGUACGACCAGCUGGGUUACGCGCCGGGGCCGAUGAGAGGGACCUUCUCCCUCGGGCAUGAAGACGGCUCGAGGAGGUAUUCGCAACAAGGUUUGCCGCCAGACGACAGAAGGAGCUUCCAAGACGCACUGGAGGCCAGCCACGGGAUGCUCUCGAUGAGCCAGGAGACGCCGAGAAACAUCUACGACGUACGCAACAGGGGCCGAGGCUCGGCAGACUCGUACGGGUUCCCCUCGACGCACUCGUCAACUUCGAGUGUAUCAUCGGCCGGAUUCAGCGGGUACUAUGGGGGCUCCAUCGACGGUUCGGUCAGCGACUAUUCGGCAGCCGGCUCGGACAUCGAGUCGCUGUCGGGACGCACUCUCCCAAGACCGCAGGGCCUCAUGUCGGCCCAGCCGCCGGCACCGCAAUCGAUGAUGGGCUCGUUCAGCUCCAGGGUGUCGUCCAGCGCGCAGAAGAAGCACAAAUGCAAGGUCUGCGACAAGCGCUUCACCCGGCCUAGCUCGCUACAAACACACAUGUACAGCCACACGGGAGAAAAACCGUUCGGCUGCGAGGUGGAAGGCUGCGGCCGCCGGUUCUCGGUGGUCUCCAACCUUCGUCGGCACAAAAAGGUGCACAAGAGAGGGGGCGAGACACCGUCAGACACGGGUUCCGAUGACCACCGGUCACCUUAGGAAUGGUGUACUAGUUUGCCUUGGAUUGGCCGAACCAGUCCCUACCGCACCUCGCCCUCCAACUUGAUGCGCGACGACUCCAUACAUAGACUUGAGACAUACGACCUUCUCUACUUCCGACCACUCGCUGCAUGCG
Messenger RNA from Chaetomium strumarium, 1762 nucleotides. RefSeq lists its product as uncharacterized. Gene Ontology annotation, molecular function: DNA-binding transcription factor activity, RNA polymerase II-specific; RNA polymerase II cis-regulatory region sequence-specific DNA binding. Gene Ontology annotation, biological process: regulation of transcription by RNA polymerase II. The transcript has 3 exons. The record is from RefSeq and is a predicted model, not a curated record. Gene Ontology annotation, cellular component: nucleus. The coding region runs from base 436 to 1626 and encodes 396 amino acids. NCBI's taxonomy places the organism in Eukaryota, Fungi, Ascomycota, Sordariomycetes, Sordariales, Chaetomiaceae.